Molecule: messenger RNA, 1388 nt
Organism: Dipodomys spectabilis (banner-tailed kangaroo rat)
Lineage: Eukaryota; Metazoa; Chordata; Mammalia; Rodentia; Heteromyidae
Gene: Eid2
Product: EP300 interacting inhibitor of differentiation 2
Exons: 1
Coding region: 154-933 (259 amino acids)
Biological process (GO): negative regulation of DNA-templated transcription
Cellular component (GO): nucleoplasm
Molecular function (GO): transcription corepressor activity
Source: RefSeq, a predicted model, not a curated record
UCCUCCCCGGUGCGCAUUGCGCUCGUGUUCGCGCUCUCGCGUGGACGCACGGCGUCGCCCCUGUCCACGUUAUUCCAUAUUAUAUAUAUUUUUUUCCAAAACAACGAAUUUUAAUUCCGGGAGUCUGGUCAUUGACCCUCGGCGCCCCGUAAGAUGUCCCAGCUGCCCGCCGACAGCAGCAGCAGCAGCAGCAGCAGCGGUGUCCCCUCGACGGGCGCAGCGAGCGGGGACGGCGACAUCCCGCCAGCCGAGGUAGGCGGCGGGAGGCGGGCGCCGGCCGCGGCGCAGCCUGACGAGCACCGGGGAGGCCCGAUGGCGGAGGCCCGGGGAGGCCCGAUGGCGGAGGCCAGGGACGAGCCGCUGGCGGCGGCCAGGGAUGGACCGGUGGUCCCGGUGGCGGCGGCGGCCAGGGGAGGCCGGAUGGUGACGGCCCGGGAAGGCCGGAUGGCGGAGGCUAGGGGAGGAGGCCCGGUGGCGGCGGCCAGGGGCGGCCCGAUGGCGGCGGCGGCGGCGGCGGCCAGGGACGCCCGGAUGGCCGAGGUAGCUCGACUUUUGGGGGAACCAUUGGAAGAAGAAGCUCCCGAGAGCAGACCCCGGUCUCGAUCCGGGAACGCCGGGGCGCUGGCUGCGCUGCCCUAUCUCCGCCUCCGACACCCCCUUAGCGUGCUAGGCAUCAAUUACCAGCAGUUCCUUCGCCAUUACCUGGAGAAUUACCCGAUCGCUCCCGGCAGGAUCCAGGAGCUGGAAGAACGCCGGCGGAGAUUUGUGGAAGCGUGCCGGGCCCGGGAGGCCGCGUUCGAUGCCGAGUAUCAUCGAAAUCCUCAGCGGGUGGACUUCGACAUUUUAACGUUUACCAUAGCCCUGACCGCCUCCGAAGUGAUCAAUCCCCUGAUCGAAGAACUUGGGUGCGAUAAGUUUAUCAAUAGGGAGUAGCUCCCGGGACGCCACCAACCACUCCGAGAAAACCUCUGCUUUCAAGUCAAAUCCAUCCUGCAACUUGGUUUUGGUGUUCCUUUUGGUUGUUUGUUUUUUUUUUAAGUCUAGAGUGAGGGCCCCAGCUGGAGAAAAACAACAUCAGAAAAGAAAUAGAGGGGCUUGGGGGGGCGGGGGAGGGCGGGGAGAGGCAACGGUGGAGCAGUGUAACCUGGCAGGCCCUAGGGCCUCCCCUCCCCUCCUCCCUGGGUUCUAUUCCCAGCCCUGCAAAAUAAAAUAAUCAUCCUAAUAAAUUUGAAGAGUAGAAAAAAAAGAUAAUGUUGAAACCACUGGACAACUCCUGUAAUGUUGACUUUUGAGUUUGUGAUUGAUCUAGGAGUUUGUGCUUGCUCUAGAUUUUUUCCCCCUUUCCCUGGCGUUAUAAAAAUGAUCUCUCCCCCCCCCCAUGUGACUUC